This is a messenger RNA of Nymphaea colorata (pocket water lily), 2486 nucleotides long. Its product is annotated as serine decarboxylase 1-like. Bases 823 to 2304 code for a protein of 493 amino acids. Gene Ontology annotation, molecular function: pyridoxal phosphate binding; carboxy-lyase activity. The record is from RefSeq and is a predicted model, not a curated record. Gene Ontology annotation, biological process: carboxylic acid metabolic process. NCBI's taxonomy places the organism in Eukaryota, Viridiplantae, Streptophyta, Magnoliopsida, Nymphaeales, Nymphaeaceae. The transcript is spliced from 5 exons.
UCAUUUCCUUUCCCUAUCAUUCCCUUUGAGUUCGGGGUUUCUCUGAACUAAAAUGACCUAACUGGUUCAAUAUCCCAUUACCAGGUCUAGUCUCCAACCUUCUUUUUUUUUUUAAAAAAAAAAAUUCAGUUGUGUUGGAUAGGUAGUGUACCAGCAUGUACGGGUGAAUGUGGCAAGCAGUUUCUGAAGGAAGGAAUGCCCGAUUUGGGGUUCACUUUUUUGCCAGAAGAAAGAAAGCCAUCAAACUCAAGUUUUCAUCAUAUGAUUGAGAAAGCCAUCAAACUCAUGAUAAAAUAUUUUUAGGAGGACAUUCCAAAACGUUUGUAUUUCCAGUGUGUUUGGGUGACAUCAAAAGUAGGUUUGAGGAAAGCUCAGUUUCGACAAAAUUUCGCGAGAGCAAAACUUAACCCCUUAUUAAAAAAACAUGGUUUUUGGUAUUGGGCAUGUUGUACACACAUAAACCAGGAUCGAACCGACCAUAUACCCUGUCAAUAUCGAACGCAUUAGUGGUUCAGCAGUAAGGGUAGGAGAAGCCACCCCAACCCUCAAGAAUUCUGAAAGGGGUUAUGCCACCCAUGACAGGGGGGCGGGGAAGACUUCUGCAACGGGUUAUGCCAACCAUGACUUAUGAGGGAAGUGGCAUCCGUUAUAAACUUAGUCGGGAACCCGACCGAUCCUUCCCUCUUUCUCCGUUUCUUCGAGGAAAGCACCGGAAUUUUUGCACCGGUAGGCUUUUCCGACACGCUUCCCGGGAUUCUCAGGUCCCGGAAAUCGUAGCUUUCUGGUGUAACCGGGUCUUGUUUGGGUUCGGAUUGAGCAGCUAUGGUUGGGAGCCUCGAAGUUUCCCCAGUUGAAGCGAACAAUGGUGCGAAGGCUACCGCCGAUGACGUCGAGCCGUUGCCGGUGGAGUUUUACCCGUUGGAGACCUCAGACCCAGCCGAUUUAUUAAGGACGACAAACGGUGUGGGAAGCGUGGGUGGGAAGGCGGAAGGGCAGCGUGCCGGAGAUGGUCGGAAGCGGGAGAUCGUCUUGGGGAGGGACGUCCAUAAGAUGAGUCUGGAAGUGACGGAGCCCAAAGCAGACGAUGAGGUCACGGGAGAUCGGGAGGCCUAUAUGGCGGGGGUCUUGGCUAGAUAUAGAAAAUCUCUCAUUGAGAGGACGAGGAAUCAUCUCGGCUAUCCAUUUAAUCUCGAUUUCGAUUAUGGGGCGCUGGGACAGCUGCAGCAUUUCUCUAUUAACAAUCUUGGAGAUCCUUUCAUAGAGAGCAACUAUGGUGUCCAUUCAAGACAAUUUGAAGUUGGAGUUUUGGACUGGUUUGCUCGUCUUUGGGAACUGGAAAAGAAUGAGUACUGGGGAUACAUCACGAAUUGUGGUACUGAAGGAAACCUUCAUGGCAUUCUUGUUGGGCGGGAAGUGCUCCCUGAUGGAAUUUUGUAUGCCUCGAGAGAGUCCCAUUACUCCGUCUUCAAGGCAGCAAGAAUGUACAGAAUGGGUUGCAUAAAAGUCGACACUCGAGCCUCUGGCGAGAUUGACUGUGCAGACUUCCGAACGAAGCUCCUCCAGAACAAGGACAAGCCAGCCAUCAUCAACGUAAACAUUGGAACCACGGUUAAGGGAGCUGUUGAUGAUCUUGAUCUGGUCAUAGAAACACUCGAAGAAACUGGUUUUGGUCGCGAUCGAUUCUACAUCCAUUGCGAUGGUGCAUUGUUUGGACUCAUGAUGCCGUUCGUGAAGCGAGCACCGAAGGUUUCCUUCAAGAAGCCAAUUGGAAGUGUGAGCGUUUCUGGGCACAAGUUUGUUGGCUGCCCAAUGCCUUGUGGCGUUCAGAUAACAAGACUCGAGCACAUCAAUACGCUGUCAAGGAACGUUGAGUAUCUGGCUUCAAGGGAUGCUACCAUCAUGGGCAGCCGAGAUGGACAUGCUCCAAUAUUCCUGUGGUACACAGUCAACCGCAAAGGCUACAGAGGGUUCCAAAAGGAGGUGCAGAAGUGCCUCAGGAACGCGCAUUACCUUAAAGACAGUUUGCACGCGGCUGGCAUCGGCGCCAUGCUUAAUGAACUGAGCAGCACCGUGGUGUUUGAGCGCCCGCAUGAUGAAGAGUUCAUUCGCAAAUGGCAGCUAGCGUGCCAAGGGAAUAUAGCCCAUGUUGUUGUCAUGCCUAAUAUCGAUAUAGAGAAGCUUGAUAACUUCACGAACGAGCUCAUCGAGAAACGGGAGAUCUGGUUCCAGGAUGGAAAGGCUCAAGCUCCAUGCAUUGCAGAAGAGAUUGGUGGGGAGAGCUGUAUGUGUGCUCGUCACAAGUGAUCUGGCUCUCCUCUCGGCCAGAUGGGAGAGUAGGUUGCAGUUUUUUUUUGUCUUCUGCAAGCAAUGUCCGUAUAUCAGUAUUGUUUUUAUUUUCCUUCAUGUUUCAAGUUUCAAAAUAUGAUUUAGCAUUUGGUGCCUGAUUUGUUCUCAACACUUCUAUAAAGCGGUGCAUCUAAAUGGUA